AUGAGGCUCGACGCCACCGAUCUACGUUACAUCUCCAGUCAGGAGUUCCGUGUGCUGACUGCAGUAGAGAUGGGCUCCAAGAACCAUCAAGUCGUUCCCUCCACGCUCGCCGCUCAAAUCUGUGGCCUUCAUCACUCAGGUAUCAACAAGCUGCUCGGAUCGCUCGCCAAACGAAAUCUCAUCGCACGUGUACAGAACACCAAAUACGACGGUUAUCGUCUCACAUAUGGUGGAUACGACUACCUUGCUCUCCGUGCCUUCUCCAAACGUGACAGCGUAGCUGCAGUCGGCAGACGUAUCGGCGUCGGAAAGGAGAGUGAUAUCAUGAUCGUCUCUUCACCACAUCAAGAGCAGAGAGUCCUCAAGAUCCACCGCCUCGGUCGCAUCAGUUUCAGAGCCAUCAAGGAGAAGCGUGACUACAUGGGCAAACGCAAGAGCGCCAGUUGGAUGUACAUGAGUCGUUUAGCUGCUGCUAAGGAGUACGCAUUCAUGAAGAUCCUCCACCAACACGGCUUUCCUGUCCCUCAACCCAUCGAUCAAGCCCGUCACUGCAUUGUCAUGUCUUUCAUCGAUGCUUUCCCACUGCGUCAGAUUGCCCUCCUUCCACCAGAUCAGAUCCCACUCCUCUACUCCGCUCUCAUGAAACUUAUCGUUCGUCUCGCAAGAGCAGGUCUCAUCCAUGGUGAUUUCAACGAGUUCAAUUUGCUCAUUCGCGAGGUUGCAAAUCCCAGCGACGACGAAUACGAGUCAGAUUCAAAUAGAGCACAAUCAGCCAACGUCUCACAACCCAAGAGCACAAGCACAAGGCAGCAACUCGAAGCACAGCAGAAUCAGCCGGGCCUUGAAGCAGAACUGGCAGAAGGGCAAGAGAUCGAACGCGGCAAAGGCUUUCAGAGGAUAGUUGCCCCAGCAUCAUUGCAAGUCACGGAUGACUCUGAAGACCAACAUCUUCAAGAAGGUUCUGAAGAGCAAGAAGAAGACGAUCAACAAGAUGCAGCGUCAGAUGGUCAAGUGCACCUCGGCAACGACGUGACUGUAGAGCCUAUCUUGAUCGACUUCCCACAGAUGGUCAGCAUCAACCACGAGAAUGCAGAAUACUACUUUGACCGCGAUGUCGAGUGCGUCCGCAGAUUCUUCCGCAAGCGUUUCCGAUACCAUUCUGACGAGUACCCUCGCUUUCAGGAUGUGGUUCCAGAACACGCUCGAAAACAGACAAAGCUGCCCAAGACAGCACCAGACGCUCAGAAUGGCGAACAGGCCUGCCCGGCACCAGAGAGCGCCGAUGUACGUCUUGACCUUUUGGCCAAGGCCAGUGGCUUCAGUGGCACCAAGGAAGACCGAGAGCUUGAGCAGUUUAUGUCAGCCUUGCGUCUCAGCACAACCGAGGGCAUAAUUCAGAUCGCUGACUCCAAGGAUGACGAGGACGAAGACCAAGACGAUGAAGAUGAAGAUGAAGAGGAUGUCAGUCAAGAUGGCAGCGACCGCGGCGACGAUAGAGAUCAAGACAAUGAAGAUAACCCCGCCGAAUCCAAGGAGGAUCGAAAGGCCCGCAAAGCUGCUGCAGCAGCUAACGGCCCAAAGAUCUCCCGUGGAGCGGCACGAAAAGCUGCGCUCGAUGGCGACGAUUCCAAGAUUGCUCAGCUGGUGGCCUCAGAUCGCGCUAAGGCUGCUCGUCGUGCUGAGAAGCAUCACGGACGCAAAGCACAUGCUGGAAAGGGCGGCAGAGCGCAUGCAGGUGGCAAAGCUAAGACAGGAAAAGCACGUAUGGUUAGCGACUCUUUAGACUUCUAA
Messenger RNA from Ustilago hordei, 1791 nucleotides. RefSeq lists its product as uncharacterized. The transcript is spliced from 2 exons. The record is from RefSeq and is a predicted model, not a curated record. Gene Ontology annotation, biological process: maturation of SSU-rRNA; protein phosphorylation. Gene Ontology annotation, cellular component: nucleus; preribosome, small subunit precursor; cytosol. Gene Ontology annotation, molecular function: protein serine/threonine kinase activity; ATP binding. Bases 1 to 1791 code for a protein of 596 amino acids. Lineage: Eukaryota; Fungi; Basidiomycota; Ustilaginomycetes; Ustilaginales; Ustilaginaceae.